CGUGAUCCACCGACCGACUCCUCCGGCGAGUUGCUCGCAUCUCCCACAGUCAUGGCGGUGUCGGGGAGUUGCGGAGAUGGAGUAAACACCGCCGCGUCCUGAUUUGUUGACGGUUUCACGCGGGACUCGAACCGCCGUCGUCCGAGAUCAUCGCGAACGUCCCGCGGGCCGCCGCGCACCCAACGAUGGCCGACCGCGGCGUCGAUCUGUCGGCGCUGCCCAAAGAGGUCAGGGACCAGCUGGCGGAGUUGGACCUGGAGCUGUCCGAAGGUGAUAUAACACAGAAGGGAUAUGAGAAGAAAAGGACAAAACUCCUGGUACCCUACUUCAUCCACACUCCAGUUGAGCCACCCCGUCAGAAUGACAGACAGCCUCCCGCUCCGAGCUCCUCCUCCGGUCACGGCCCUCCUCCCUCCAGCUCGUCCCGUUACCGAGAGCGACGCACCCGCAAGACCCAUCGCAGUGGAGGAACCAGGGACGACCGCUACAGAUCAGACAUCCAUUCGGAGGCAGUACAAGCUGCCCUGGCUAAACAUAAGGAGGAGAAGAUGGCCCUGCCCAUGCCCACUAAACGACGCUCCACUUAUGUCCCAUCUCCCAUCGAAACGCGCACACCACCAGACUCCUCAUCAGGAUCUGAAGAUGAAACGUCUGCGCGCAGGCAGUCAUCCGUGGUCCCCACUUCGCUUGUGGUCAAUCCCAACCUGCAGAGCCCGGACUCUUGGAUCAACCGCACUGUCCAGGGCUCCUCCACCUCCUCCUCAGCUUCCUCCACCUUGUCACACGGAGAGGCCAAGCCGCAGCCUCAGAGCCAGCCUAAGUCUCAGCCUCAGCCGCAGUACAAGCCGCAGUACCAACCUCUGUAUCAGCCUCACUACCAGCCUCAGCUCCAGCCUCAGCACCAGCCUCAGCUCCAGCCUCAGCACCAGCCUCAGCACCAGCCUCAGCCUCAGCACCAGCCUCAGCCCUCAGCCCACACUGCAGCUAUCACGGGCAUGCUGGCUCACAGUCGCAUAGCUGCAGCUCCAUCAGAAAACAGUGCCCCCCCUCCAGAUGUGACAGCUGUGGCCCCUCCAUCGAGAGGUCCACGGGUUGACCUGCCCUCGAACGCUGUGGUCCGAGGGAUGAGCCGUGGACAGAGCCGCUCGAGCAUGAUGGAGACCGCGGACGCAAGAGGUAAUAUCCAGAGAGUUCCUGUGAACAGCAGAGUGUCUACUAAGAUCCAGCAGCUGCUCAACACCCUGAAGAGGCCCAAGAGGCCUCCCCUCAGCGAGUUCUUCACCGACGACGCUGAGGAGAUCGUGGAAGUGCCCCAGCCGGACCCCAACACGCCCAAGCCGGAGGGCCGCCAGAUCAUGCCGGUGAAAGGAGAGCCUCUGGGUGUGGUCAGUAACUGGCCCCCAGCCCUGCAGGCGGCGUUGGCCCGUUGGGGGGCCACUCAGGGGAAGAGCCCCGCCCUCACCGCUCUUGACAUCACGGGCAAACCGCUUUAUACACUGACAUAUGGAAAGCUGUGGAGUCGCAGCGUGAAGCUGGCGUACACUCUCCUGAACAAGCUGGGCACCAAGAACGAGCAAAUCCUCAAACCUGGAGACAAGGUGGCGCUGGUUUACCCCAACAGUGACCCUGGGAUGUUCUGGGUAGCCUUCUACGGCUGCCUGCUAGCUGAAGUUAUACCUGUACCUAUUGAAGUACCGCUGUCUCGCAAAGAUGCAGGGAUCUGCCAGGUGGGGUUUCUGCUCGGUAGCUGUGGUGUUGGUCUGGCUCUGACUAGUGAGAUCUGUCUGAAGGGUUUACCCAAAACACCGACCGGGGAAAUACUGCAGUUCAAAGGCUGGCCUCGACUAAAGUGGGUGGUGACGGACACAAAAUACCUGACCAAGCCUUCCAAAGACUGGCAACCACACAUCCCCACUGCCAACACCGACCCGUCAUAUAUAGAGUACAAGGCAAGUAAAGAUGGCACAGUUGUGGGUGUGGCUGUGUCUAAAGUAGCCAUGUUGACCCACUGCCAGGCGCUGACGCAGGCAUGCAACUACAGUGAAGGGGAAACGCUGGUGAAUGUCCUGGACUUCAAAAAGGAUAUGGGCCUGUGGCACGGAGUUCUUACGGCUGUGAUGAACAGGAUACACACCAUCAGUGUUCCCUACGCAGUAAUGAAGGCGUGUCCUCUCUCCUGGGUACAGAGGGUCCACAUUCACAAAGCUCGUAUAGCUUUGGUGAAGUGCCGUGAUCUACACUGGGCCAUGAUGGCUCACCGUGAACAGAGAGACACCAGUCUGGCGUCUUUACGUAUGCUGAUUGUUGCUGAUGGUGCUAACCCCUGGUCGGUGUCUUCCUGUGAUGCCUUCCUGAACGUGUUCCAGUCCCACGGGCUGAAACCUGAGGUCAUCUGUCCCUGUGCCACCUCCCCCGAGGCUAUGACAGUAGCUAUACGCAGACCGGGAGUACCGGGCACGCCGCUCCCUGCCCGUGCCAUCCUUUCCUUGGGCGGCCUGAGCCACGGUGUCAUCAGGGUCAACACAGAGGACAAGAACUCGGCCCUGACUGUACAAGACGUCGGGCACGUCAUGCCUGGAGCCCUGAUGUGCACUGUUAGGCCAGAUGGACCUCCUCAGCUCUGUAAAACAGAUGAGAUUGGUGAGAUAAUAAUCAACUCCCGUGCUGGAGGCAACAUGUACUACGGCCUGCCUGGGGUCACCAAAAACACCUUUGAGGUGAUACCGGUUAACUCAAAUGGAGUUCCCAUUGGAGAGAUACCAUUUGUGCGGUCGGGACUCUUGGGGUUCGUCGGCCCAGGCAGCUUGAUCUUUGUGGUGGGGAAGAUCGAGGGUCUGCUGAUGGUGAGCGGUCGGAGACACAAUGCUGAUGACCUGGUGGCCACCGCUCUGGCCGUUGAGCCAGUCAAGACCGUGUACCGUGGGAGAAUCGCUGUGUUUUCCGUCACGGUGUUUUAUGAUGAGAGAGUGGCGAUUGUGGCGGAGCAGAGGCCGGAUGCAAGUGAGGAGGACAGCUUCCAGUGGAUGAGCCGAGUGCUUCAGGCUAUCGACAGCAUCCACCAGGUGGGCCUCUACUGUCUGGCUCUGGUCCCGGCCAACACCUUACCUAAAACCCCGCUGGGUGGCAUCCACAUCUCUGACACCAAGCAGUUCUUCUUAGAUGGCAACUUGCACCCCUGCAACAUCCUAAUGUGUCCCCACACGUGUGUCACCAACCUGCCGAAGCCCCGGCAGAAGCAGCCCGUUGGUGUUGGUCCUGCGUCCGUGAUGGUGGGCAACCUGGUGGCGGGGAAGAGGAUCGCCCAGGCUGCCGGCAGGGACCUCGGCGUGAUCGACGACCAGGAUCUCGUCCGAAAGCUCUGUAUGUGGCCCACUGUGAUGCAUCAGUAUCUGACGGAGGCUCUACAGUGGAGGGCACAGACAGACGCAGACCACGUCCUCUUUGUUCUUCUUAAUGCAAAGGGUGUCACAGUGAGCACAGCGACCUGCCUCCAGCUGCACAAGCGGGCAGAGAAAAUAGCCGCAGCUCUCACUGAGAAAGGCAGCAUCAACACCGGAGAGAACGUGGUUCUGCUUUAUCCUCCCGGAAUUGAUUUGAUAGCUGCCUUCUACGGCUGUCUUUACGCUGGAUGCGUUCCCGUUAACGUCAGACCACCGCACCCUCAGAACCUGGCAGCCACGCUUCCUACUGUCCGAAUGAUUAUUGAUGUCAGUAAAGCUGCAUGUAUCCUCACCACUCAAGGUCUCAUGAGGACUCUGCGCUCCAAAGAGGCUGCUGCUUCAGUUAACAUUAAAACGUGGCCAACAAUCAUUGACACAGAUGACCUUCCUCGUCGCCGGCCUCCCCAGAUCUAUAAACCGCCCACAGCAGAGAUGAUUGCUUAUCUGGACUUCAGUGUGUCCACUACAGGCAUGCUCACUGGGGUUAAGAUCUCUCAUGCGGCGGUCAGUGCACUUUGUCGCUCUGUAAAGCUGCAGUGUGAACUGUACUCCUCUCGCCAAAUAGCCAUCUGCCUGGACCCCUACUGUGGUCUGGGCUUCGUCUUGUGGUGCCUGGCAAGUGUCUACUCAGGUCACCAAACUGUCCUGAUUCCUCCCUUUGAGUUGGAGAGCUGCUUGUCUCUGUGGCUGAGUACACUCAGUCAGUAUCGAAUCAGAGACACUUUCUGCUCCUACUCCGUCAUGGAGCUCUGCACCAAAGGGUUGGGCUCUCAGACUGAGCUACUCAAGGCCCGUGGUGUGAGCCUGUCUUGUGUGCGAAGCUGUGUGGUGAUAGCAGAGGAACGCCCUCGACUCGCCCUCUCACACUCCUUCACGAAGCUGUUCAAGGACAUCGGCCUGUCGUCCAGAGCUGUCAGCACCACUUUUGGUUCGCGGGUUAACCUGGCCGUCUGUCUGCAGGGCACUACUGGUCCGGAUCCCUGUACGGUUUAUGUGGACAUGAAGUCCCUUCGACAUGACAGAGUCAGGCUGGUGGAGAGAGGAGCGCCUCAGAGUCUUCCUCUAAUGGAGUCUGGCAAGAUACUACCAGGUGUUCGGGUAAUAAUAGUAAAUCCCGAGACCCGAGGUCCACUUGGUGACUCUCAUCUAGGAGAGAUCUGGGUGAACAGCCCUCACAAUGCCAGUGGCUACUACACCAUCUACGGAGAGGAGAGUCUUCAGGCCAACCACUUCAACACCAAGCUCAGCUUUGGAGACCCGCAGACCUUGUGGGCCAGGACGGGAUACUUGGGUUUUGUGAAGAGGACUGAGCUGUUAGAGGCCAACGGGGAUCGGCACGAUGCUCUCUUCGUGGUGGGCUCACUGGAUGAGACCCUGGAGCUUCGAGGGCUGCGCUACCACCCAACUGACAUUGAAAUUUCAGUGUCCCGGGCUCACCGCAGUAUAGCUGAGAGUGCUGUGUUUACGUGGACCAACCUGCUGGUGGUGGUGUCAGAGCUGUGUGGUUCAGAGCAGGAUGCACUGGACCUCGUGCCUCUGAUAACCAACGCCGUCCUGGAGGAGCACCACCUUAUUGUGGGCGUGGUGGUCAUUGUGGAUCCCGGCGUCAUACCCAUCAACUCCAGGGGAGAGAAGCAACGCAUGCACCUUCGUGACUCUUUCCUCGCCGACCAGCUGGAUCCCAUCUACGUUGCUUACAAUAUGUGAGGGGUUGUGUUGGUUUGGGCUUGUUUAGACAUCAUCCACAUUUUGGAUGCUUCUGCAUCACCACCCCAACGCUUGACCGCAGCUUUGCCAGAGGAGACAAAGGAAAAGCAUGAAGCACACGUAUCGCCACCCGGCCCCGUGUGACACCAGCAUAUAUCGGCCACUGCAUGUCUGUGAUUGGACCUGCCAUGUUGGGAGUUCUUCACUGUGUUUUAUGGAUAUAAUUUAGCAAAUGGGACAGAAGCAACUUGUACUUAGGGCAAAGGAAAAAAAUAAACCCUGUUGCACUUUUUUAUGAAAAGGGUUAAACACGGGACAGGACCACUCUGGAAAUAAUUUCUAUAAAAGAUGUCCAUUGUCUCUACCACAAACCUCGUAAAAUACUUUCCCUUCUGCUUCCAUACAAAUACCAAGAGCUAUUAAACUUGGAUAAACAACUUGAAAUAUUACACGUGCACGUGCGCACACACACACACACAUGCACUGAGCAUUUGCUAAUUUCUCACUACCAGGGAUGAACAAAAGGGGGCAGAUGAAAACAAACAAUAGAACAAGUAGCCAGUCUCAGUUUGUGUGCAUUAUUUAGAAAGUCCCAUGAUAUUGAAGCCAAAAACAAUUUCUCAACUUUCCUGCCCUAAUAUUUCCUGCCUUAAAAAAACUUCACCCAUACAUUCCUACCUUGAUUUUUAAUGAAUCUGUUAUUGACGGCUGUUUACUUGACUACUCUGACGAGUAGUGGAAAUCCUAAACCGAUACCCAAAUGGAUCAAGGUAACGAGAAAAGUGGCCAUAUUCUGUACUGUACCUAUAAAGGCCGGUUGUAUUUUAGAUACUAUGUUGCUGUAUAGAUAUAUUUUAAUUGUAUAAAUGUAUAAAUGCUAGACUUUUCUCUCUCAGUUCAUGGUUUAUGGAUAGCAGAUGGAUUACAAUUAUGGCAGAGAGAGCAUUGUAAAUAAAAAAAAGAUUUGACAGUACUUUUGAAAUGGAAUAUUAGUUGUAUAAUGAAAGUUAAAGAUAAUUAAUUAUAAAGCAAUGUAAGUCAGGGUAGAUAGAAUAUUGCACUUUCUCAAAAUGUAUCUAUUUUAUUAUGAACCAAUAAGGCAUUUUAACAAAAGUUUAAGGAGCAUAUUUUAUCCCGAGGAUUCUUGCUUGAAGAGCUUUAGAGCUUAGGAGGGCUAUCACUGUUAAUUACAGGGAACUAUCCUGUCUGCCAUUGAAACAAAUACUUGGUUAAAAACCAUUAUCAUGACUUCAGGCUACCGGAUUAUUUUGUAAAAAAUAGGCCCAGAACUCUUUAUCUAAUAUUCAUUGCCAUUUACUUUGCAUCCGUUGUAUCCGACAGUUAAACACGUCUCAUUUUUUAAUUGCAAAAUAGAGCAGGUGUUUAAGAGUUGUGUUGCCUUGCUUUUCCUUUUCAUACUCAAAGUUCAUUCAAAUUGUAUUUUGUAUUUGUGCAACUUAUUAACAGGAUCAUGUUUUCGCUACUUAAGAGUCUGUAGUCAAUAUUUGCAAGUCAUCAUGUAUCUGGAUGAUUUUCUUUGUUCUAUCACUGGAUUUAAAAGCACCUGUGAAUGCAAUUGCAAAGCUGAGCCAUGUGGAAAAACAACAUGGAUUUGCCGGUAAAGUAAUUGUAAAAAAGGGUGAAAAAAAGAAAUAAUAUUCACAUCGAGAUGUAUUUGCAAAAUGUGUUUGAUUUCUUGUUUUGUCAUGCUUCCCUCGUGAUCCUUGCCAUAAUUUAUAGGUUAUUUGUAUUGGAUUAUAAUGUAUUUCAGUGAUGAACAGUUAACGUAAACAUGUAAAUAUUUUUGUUAACUAUAGAAUUUUGCAAUUGUCCAAUUAUAGAUACAAUCAUGCCAAACACAAUCUUAGAGAGAUUUUCAAUCAUUUAAAAGGUAAACCAGAAUACAAUCCAUUGAAUUACUGCACUUUGCACUGGUGGUAUUUACAGCAGCUGUCUACUGUGUGGACUAACUACCCAUUGUUCAUGUUCCAUGUGUUACCCACUUUAGAUGAAUAAUGCUUGGCAUUUGUUUUUGCCCAGUAUAAGUACACCUAGAGUAAAAACUAACAACACUUCAUCUUAGCUUUUAUGUUGCAUAGUUUGUUUUUAGCAGAAUGUUUGCAUGAUUCAGCCAAGCGCAAGAAUAAAUCAGCUUGAAGCACGUCUCAUCUUAAGGCACAAGUGGAGGAGAUAUAUAUGUGUAUGAAAUUGUAUAUUCAGGGAACAAAACUCAUAACACAGGGAUGGACCAGCUGGUCCCUUGGUGCAAUCUGUGAAUAAUACCCAUAAAAUGUAGACAUUUGUCCAAAAAUAAUCCUUUUUGUUAUUAAAGCAGAAGAUAAUGAGCAAAAGAGGGGUUACUGACGACAGUGUCUAAAUGCCAUCUACCUGCUUCGCUGGGAAGUCUACAAGGGCUUCCUUUGGUUUCCACUCUCUUUCUCCGUCAGAGUUCUAACACACUAUGCAAUCCUAAUUACAGUGCAAUUUCAUUUCAAAGCUUGCACAGUCUGAUUAAAUAAACAUGAGGCGUUAACAUUUUAUAAUAACUAAGAACAGAGGACUGAUGAAAUCUAACCGGUAGUGUACUUAAGACUGGAAUAAUCUAUCUUGAGCUGUUCUAUAAAUAUUUUGUGUAUACACUCUCGGUAUGUUGUACAUUCAUUAUUUGGUGAAUCCUAUACUGCUCCAUGAGGGCGUGAUCCACUGAUGAAUCUUUAAUGUUAGAGAGGUAUUUGUUAACUCAUAUAAUUAACAAAUCAAGGUGGUACCCCCCUUUCCAUUUUAUCACUUAUUUUCUAUUUUGGUUUGUUGUUCUUUGUUUUAUACUUUAUGUGAAAGUAAUGCAGAAUAAAAUUCCAUUAAUCAUUUCA
Molecule: messenger RNA, 8017 nt
Organism: Gasterosteus aculeatus aculeatus (three-spined stickleback)
Lineage: Eukaryota; Metazoa; Chordata; Actinopteri; Perciformes; Gasterosteidae
Gene: dip2bb
Product: disco-interacting protein 2 homolog Bb
Source: RefSeq, a predicted model, not a curated record